Phanerochaete carnosa HHB-10118-sp is the source of this 937-nucleotide messenger RNA. RefSeq lists its product as uncharacterized. The transcript is spliced from 5 exons. Bases 98 to 778 code for a protein of 226 amino acids. Gene Ontology annotation, molecular function: SNARE binding; SNAP receptor activity. NCBI's taxonomy places the organism in Eukaryota, Fungi, Basidiomycota, Agaricomycetes, Polyporales, Phanerochaetaceae. The record is from RefSeq and is a predicted model, not a curated record. Gene Ontology annotation, cellular component: Golgi apparatus; ER to Golgi transport vesicle membrane; SNARE complex. Gene Ontology annotation, biological process: macroautophagy; Golgi to vacuole transport; retrograde transport, endosome to Golgi.
GCGCCCAUUCGCGAACAAUCACUGCGCUCGCGCUCGCUCUCACAAGCUGAACACCACACUCGCUGUCCGGUCCCGUCCGCGCAACGUCUACCACACGAUGGAUAACUCGCCAACCGCUCUAUUCGACUCUUACGAGCAAGAUUUCCAGCAGAUAGUCUCAAGUAUCAGAGAGAAACUCGAAGGAAAUGCGAAGAACGAGCGAGGAGAGCAGAGGAAGGCCGCUCUGAGGAAGGUCGAGCUCGAGCUCGAUGAGGCGGACGAGAUGGUCUCGCAAAUGGAGAUAGAGAUUCAGGGCAUCCCGCAGUCACUCAAGCCGUCGUACCAGACACGCAUCAAGGCUGCCAAGACCGACCUGCAGCGUUUCAAGAAGUUGUCCAAGGAGACUCAUGCUCAGCUCGCCCGUGCCGACCUACUCGGCGCACGUGCGAUGACACCUACCAUGGACGACCCGUACGGUUCCGACAAUGAUCGCACUCGCCUGCUCGCUGGUACCGAGCUUCUUGAGGACGGUAGUCGGAGGCUUGCGGACAGCCAGCGGAUUGCGCUUGAGACAGAGGAGCAGGGUGCGGAUAUCCUGAGGAGUUUGCGUGGACAACGAGAGCAGAUACAGAAUGCGAGAGAUACCCUUCAAAGAGCUGACACCUCCAUUGACCGAGCGUCAGGCACACUCAAGAAAAUGAUUCGCAGGAUGUACCAGCAGCGAGUCGUGACUGGCGCGAUCAUCGCCGUGCUCAUUGCGCUCAUCUGCAUCAUUCUCUGGUUCAAGCUUGUUCGGUAGCCCUUCUUACGACUUUGAUGCCUUUUGGAUUCUCACUAUGUAUCAUAUGUAUUCGUGUACUUUUCUCUCUCUCUCUUGUUGCUGUUAUUCUGGAUGGUCUGGAAUUUCGGGCCUUGAGACCGCUUCGAAGCGAGCCAGGAUCUCGCUGAUAUCCGCGAU